CUUAGGGAAAUCAGUUUUAGUUUGUCCGUUUUGUUCACUGAGUUAAUUCGACAUUUCCACAUUCGCGCUCUCGAAAUAACACGUUCGAUGAGCUACACAUCAAAAUGAAGAGACGAAGCAUUGACCCUUCGAAACUGAGAAGGCCUUUAAAACGUUCUCGUAUCACAGAAUCUAUUUACGGCAGGUAAAGUCGAUGUGUCGAGUCGCUCAGUGUUGUACUAGCACUGUUGUGAAUAUAAUAUAAAGGUCUUUUCUUAAAUAUGCUUUCCUCUUUAUUUCUUCUAGUGCAUUUCUGUAUGUUCGGUUUUUCUUAGUAUGGAUAAUGGUCUUGACUGCGGACUUUCUAUUGGAGUUUCGCUUUGAAUAUCUUUGGCCUUUCUGGUUACUUUUACGGAGCGCUUACGACUCAUUUAAGUACCAAGGUUUGGUAAGUUUUCAAGAAAUUUAAACCUUGCUUCUGUCGUUUCUUGCCGCUCAUUGGCCUUUUAAGUGAUCCCAGGGUUGCUAUCAUAACUGCGGUUUUUACUCAAAUUUAUUCUAAAUGUUUUGAUAGCUCUAGCAGUUUAUUUUCCGGUUAUGUUUUUCAGGCUUUCUCCCUUCUAUUUCUCACUUUGGCUUUCUGUUCGGAUCUCAUAUGUUUGAUGUUUCUACCUGUGCAUUGGUUGUUCUUUGCCGCAAGCACGUAUGUUUGGGUUCAGUACGUCUGGCAUACAGGUAAAUUACUGGACAUGCUAUCUGCCAGAAUAUUAACGGCGUUAAACGCAGUGGUAGUUGAAAACGUUGACCGCUAAAUUCGCACAGGGAAGAUUUCAGUGUUUACAUUUCGUCCAGUAUUGGUGAAUCAAGAGUGUGGGAGUUACAUUCGAAGGUGGGGAAUUUCCGCGAAUGUGAUCACCGGCGCGGGAUUUCCAUCGGUGAAGUAAGAAUCCAUAAAAUUUGUAAUGAAUCUAAUGAUUCUCCGUUUCUAAUAAUUUACUGUUUUCACGUUUCAGAUCGCGGUCUAUGCUUGCCAACCGUUAGUCUAUGGUUACUGUUUGUGUAUGUAGAGGCGUCUGUACGACUUAGAGAGCUUAAAAAUCUUCCCUUUCACUUAGAUCUCUGUCGACCUUUUGCCGCUCAUUGGUAAGUAUAACGUUUAAGUGCUUUGAAGAUGGUUUUUGCCACAAUGGGGUCAGUAAAUUAUAUUUUCAGAUCAAUAUGUGAACAGUUCAGACCUAGACACUUCCCAACCUAAUUUACAUUUUAGCAAAAGAUUUCCUCAAACUGGCAGCUGGUUAUUCCAUGCAAAGCAGCCUUCGUUCAGAUAUCGUCGGAAGUAAACCCUUUUUGUAGUUAGAAUUCAAUGGUUGUCUUUAAAAUUUCCUCGAAAAGCCUGCUCACAUCAGUUCCUGUGGUCAUCGCAUUUUAUCAAUAAUAACAUUUUUACCGCCAAUUUGUACAUUGGUCCUGGGAGUUCUCAUUUUCGAGUGAUUAAUCAUUAAAAUCUGCUUUAUUUUGAAAAUGCUUAACUGAUACCUAAAGGAAUAAGCUGCUUUUACUUAGAAUAAUUGAAACAUUUGAACCAUUUUUGCUAUGAUUUAUUUUUUGUUAUGUCAUGGAAAAAUGCACAUGUGUGAACUUUCGACGUAUUGAAAAAUUUUAAGUGAAAUUUGAUUCAUUAAUGUUGACCACGGUGUUAUAGAGACUGUUCAUUUGAGGAAGGUUAUUCUGAUAAGGAUAGACUUUGAGAAUUUAUUUAUAUUUUUACUCAGAAAUGUUACCCUCUGCCCUUUGUACUGUUGUCCUGUGAUUUAGAAUUGUAUACCUGUCAGAUCUGCCUUACCUUUCAUUCUCAAUAUUUGCCACCAGUGUUAAUUUCAAAUUUAAGGUAAACUGUGCAGUGUUUCAAGCUAAAGUUUCUUCAAAGUUGUCUUCUGGCAACCUGAAAUCUUAAUGUGGUUGCAAGCAUAAAAUAUUGGUCACCAGAAAAAUGGACACAAUGUUAGAUGAGGUGGAUGGAAUGAUCAAAGGGGCUGUCUGUCUGUUGAGGUUUUGUAGGGCUUGAAAUUGUGACUGAUACAGUCACAUGCGAUUAACAUUUUCUCCCUGGUUAGUCACCACUUUGGAGACCAGAUUUCUCUAUGAUUUAGAUUUAAAUUAAAAGAGUAAAGUUAAAACAAACAUUUCAUGUGCCAAAUCACAUAAACAAAGCCAGUUAACCUCCAAAUUUAUACCUACUUCUGUCCACAAUAUUUUCAAACAAUCAAAUCUGAUGGAUUGCACCAUACUAAGAGCUGCAUCAUUUACAUCAUGCAAACAGGCGACUAAAAAUUUGACUUUAUUUCUCCAGUUCGACGUGAAGAUUAUUUUUUAAUUUCAAGCCCUGUUUUGCCAUGACUCUGAAACCUGAAUAACCCUAGGGAGAGAAAGGCAAAUAUUAAAGAAUUGAGAGUGUAAAUAAUGUUUCUUGCAAAUGUUAAUUUCACUUAAACACGAGAAAACCAUAAACAUUAAUUAAACAUUGUGGUUUGACAACUUUUGUUGGAGUUUUAAAUGAUGAAUUUUUUGUUGCCUACCAUGGUGAUGGAAAUAGUUUAAGCUUGGCGCUCUGGGUAGAGGAUUAACUCAAGCGGGUGGGGGAGUGGGGUGGUAGUUGCUUGUUUGAUUUUUCUUAAAUCAUAUAUCCAGUUAAUUGGUCAUUGGUUGGUUAUUGUGAAGAGCUGUCCAUGACCAUGCACUGAUUUACAUCUCUCAAUUACAGUGUAACCUCUCCUUUGGGACACAUCUAUUUAAGGGACAUGUCCACGAUUUUGUCCUCUGUUGGAGGGACACCUCUGUUUGGGAAAAGGACGUUUUGGGUCCCGAAACCUGGGUUUAACCUCCAUUCAGAGGACAUCUUAGCACUCAAAAAGUUACUGACCAUAAAAAGCAUUGAUAAGUUUAAGGUAUUAGAUCUGCUAUAAACCCUUCCAUUUGAAAAAUUUAUUUUUCAAAUGAUUAAGAAUUUUGCAACAUAAAAAUUACACAGGCCUAUCAAGCUAGAGCUGAGCUUUCAGAAAAUUGAUAUCCGAGGUGUCAAUUUUACACCUGAGGUGUUAUUUCCGAUUUAUACCGCAGGCUCAAAAAUUCUAUAAUUCUGUAUUUCUGCCUUUCUCUCAAUAGCUAGGAAUAAAAAAAAUUGAAACUGACUUAUACUUAGUUUGUUCAUUUACCUUUAAAUUCCUGGCAGUAGCCAGUAAAUUUUUCCUGAGAUAUAGAGCUGGAAUUUUUUUGUAAUAACCUGUAACUUCAGGCCGCCGUAAAAAUUCCUAAAUAUUCUGGGAAUUGCAGGAAUUCAGUACAUUUUUGGUUUACAUUAUCUGAAUAAGCCUGGCAAGUUUCAGCGCGGUAUUAUAAAUCUUCAUCUUUUUACAGUGAUUUGUUUUCACGAUGGUCCAACACAGCCACAAAAUUGCCCUUAAAUCGCCCUUAAUUUUUGUCGCCCCGUGCUGUUUUCUUCGUCGCCGUCUUGAUUUUUUAUGAGUAAACCGCUGUUCUUAAUGUUUAUUGUGACACUGACCCGAUUGUAGCACGGAAAGAGGUGAGAAAAUACGAAAAUCUUUGUUUGAACUUGUUGCGUGACAUGCUCUCAAUAUGGCGUCAUAAACAGUGUUUUAACCUUAGCAAUGUGCUAAUUUGCAUAAUAGAUCAUUUAACUGCGGCCUUAUCUGUCAUCAACUUUACAAGGAUCUUAUAUCUGCUGUGUCUCUAGAAGGCUUUUUACGGCCAUAGAAAUGAUUUAGAAAUAUCAAAACAAUCAUACUUAAUUUGGGGAAGCAGAAUGUUAGGGAAUUUUGCUACAAUUUGCCUUGGCUUACUUGAAACUCAUAACAUGUUAUGUGUGUUGGGUUGUAAAAAUUGCCACAUUUCUGUCAACAACGGAAACUGUCAUGUUGCAUUUCAGCCCUGUGAUUAUAAAUAUUUCCAAAAAAGCGCUUUGAGAUACCAACUUUGGCCUUCAUGUUCUCAGCUUAUAUUUAAUGAAAAUGCUUCAUUUUUGGAAUUUGAGUUCAGGUCAAGAGUACAUUUCAAAUAAGAGAUUUUAUAAGCAUGAUCAUUUUUAGACUUUAUAGCAGUUCUAAUAUCUUAAGUAUACACCAGUCACAAUGACGACAACUUUCGCAACAUGAAUGGUGUCACUGAAAUCAAAUGAAUGUACUACAUAGUUGAAUUUCAACACAAAAGUUUGCUUAGAUAAGUUAAUCAUGUCUUUUAUGCAUUAUCUAGUUGCCUGAAAUAUUGGCUGUAUUCACACUAGAGAUGGAUUAUCCAUCUGAGAAAGGUUAUCCGUUGGAUAAUUCGCAUCAGACAGAUAAUACAUCGUAAUUUAAACAUGAAACCAUUUUAAUUUUGGAUGUACAAUCCACUUGACUUUAUCCAUCUGUUCUUCCCUCAAUUUUGAUGGAUUUUGAAGAUGGAUUAUCCAUCUCAGAUGGUUACCCUCUAGUUUAAUUAUUAUUUUUAUUUAAUUAUUUAUUUUUUAUCAUAAAUAACAUUGUUCCUUAAAUUUCAAGAUAAUAUCUAAAUAAUAUUAUGUAUUAAUUUACUGAGCUGUGUUUGUAAAGUAGGAGCAGAGUUUGUAUACUUAACCACAUUCUGCUGAAUGUAGAUGUAAAUAUUGGUGAACAAAUCUGUUUUCUUGAAAUAAAUAAUGAAUAAUGAACAAACUUUCCAAAUAAUAAGGAAUGUAUCGUGUCUGUUUUCUGUCUGGUACUAUGGAAACCUGUCAAUAUUGGUUGAUUUGUAUCAGUUUUUUUCUACUUUUCCUAAUUAUACUGUUAUUUAUUUUAGGCGCAUGGGGUUAAAUUUGUCAUAUGCUACAGUCAUUAAAGAAAUUCUUAGUUACCAUCCAUGGAUGCAGCAAAGCUCAAAACCCUUCAGAAAUUCCUGAAAUGAUCUUUAUUUUUACCCUUAUUUUUGACUUAUAAGCCCUUAAAUACCAUCUGUACUUGUGAGGUAAGGAGUUGCUUCUGGUUACUCAUCCAGUGGUAGUAACCAGUUAUUAUACUUUUCCUUUGCAGUAUUGGUUAUCCUGUGGUGACACUUGGUUAUGGCGUUAAAAGCUAUGUUGGCUAUAAAAUGCGUCAGGUAAGAACAGUUAGUCUUAUUUACAACUAUAAUAUGUUUACUUCUGUAAAGGACCAGUGUUGAGUGUUGAAAUUUAUCCAAGUGUGUCUUUGACUUGCAUCUUUAUUACGCAUUUGAAAGUGGUUCUUUUCAAUAGAGUUUCGGGUCAAACUAAAGCAUAUUGCUUAAGUUAUGCUGAUUUUUAGAGAUACUUACUGAACUCUUCUCCCUCAGAUAGUAAGGCAGCUCAGUAUUUAUGUUCUUUUUUUUGGCUUUCAUUGUUCUGUACUAAAAUUAUUAGGAAAACUUUUUGUACAUUUACAGCGAAGAGUCCAACAUGUGGCAAAAGAAAAUGAGUUUUAUAUGCAGCUUAUUAACCUUGCACUGCCACCUGAAACAAAUAAUCACACAGAGGCCACAGAGAGGUUAUCAUCCAGAGGUAUGGCUUUUUGAAAUACUCUUAUGGUACUAGUAAUAACCAAAGAUUACAGAUUGUGGGUGACAUUAAUCAAAGGUCAUAAUGCUUUUGCUCCAAUGCUGUGCUUUGUGUAGGAUUCGCUUGAUAGAUAGUUAAAACACACAGGAUUAGAAUAUGAGACAUAGAAGGUCCAAAUGCCUGUCAGAUCAGAUUGUGUUCUGUGUAUUUUCCAUUCAUUCUUAGCAGAGGUCCAAAAGGAGCUGGCUAUAUAAUUGCUGUGCAUGCAUAAUAGUAACCUGGAGAUUAUGAUUGUGGGCUUCUCUUGUUGCCCAAAAAUAUGCUAGUGACAUGCUUGCCUUGUCGCAGUAAGUUUCAAUUGUGUUAAAAUGAAAACUGCAGGCUUCAAAGGUGCCAGGGGCAUGGGGCCCAUUUCUCAAAAGUCUUAAUAAUAAAUGGGGCGGAAAAAGUUACUCCUGUUUACAUUCAAGAUCAAGGUUUCAAUAGUUUUCCAGAUAAUAAUAUGACAAAAAUAUCAAUGGACAAAACAAAAUGGAGUUGUUUGUUAGCUAAAACCUGUGCUCUUAUUCUUCAUAUUUUCUUUAUACAGUAUUUGAUUAAGGGCCUGAAAAGUUACUGGGACUUUCAAGAGAUAGGCCCAAAGGAUUGGGGAUUUCCUUAUGGCUACUUUGUAUGCAAACACUGGCUACUUCAAUAGGAAAUUAGGAGAAAGAUUGAACCAGAAGAAAUCCCUAGCUGCUUUAUUCCUGGCCUGCUUUUUGUAUUUACUACUACAACUUGAAAUCUUGGUGAUAGCCCUGAGCUGAUAUUGUCCUGUUCAAAGGCCACUGUAGUUUGAACCAAUCUUUCAGGAAGCUCAUUUUAUUCCUCACUGAGAAUAUUAUGUUUUUGUUUACUUGGUUUGCAGCUAUUUGUAAUGGCAAAGUUGCAAAUGGAGAUGUAUCAAUACCAAGAGGACGGUCACUGCCUCUUAUGACAAAUGGGAUAAACACAAAAACUGAUCUUGAUCUCAUUAUAGCAAAAGAAGCUAGCCGUCGUGGAUUAAAAUUAAGUGAUAUAGAGUCAAGAGCUACUUUGAAAGGAAAUAAUUCUUUAGAUGUUCAUCCUUCAAAGAAGACUAGCGAAGACCAUAACUUAAAUGAACUUGACAAGCUGUCUCUGGAGGAAAAACAAAAGAGCAGUAAAGGAGGGCAUCAUAAUCGCACUGCUUCUUGUGGAGUCUUUUCAAAGAAGAAACAUGUUGGAAAGCAUAAUGACGAGGAUGAUGAUGAGAAUGAGGAGACAGAUAGUGAUUCUCUGAGUGCAUCUGGUAGCUCUAUUAAUAACAGCCGUAAGAACAGUAGGAGUAAUUCUCCCAAGGUAACAACAUAUACUUUUUAAAAAUAAAUUAAUAAAUAAUAAUUUAAAGGUAGCAUGUCCACUUACCACCUGUUUCCUGGUCAAAUUGGAAUUUGGAAAUGUUGGUUUUUGAGAAGGUAAAAACCAAAGUACAGGGAGAAAAACAGAGCAAAGGAGAGGACCAACAACAAACUCAACCCUCAUUUAAGCCACUUAUGGCUUUGAUGUAGGGACUUGAACCCAGGCCACUUUGCUGGGAGGCAAGUGUUCUCACUGCUGUGCCACCAAAGGCACCACCCUUGUAUUUUUGCAUAGGUUUCUCACAAAACUUUAUAGCUGAAAGAAGAAGAGUCUUUGUACUGUAGGCAGCAGUAGAUUAGAUUGAGAGACGCUUUUUGUGUGUUACACAUGUAUUUUGGGGUAGGUUUGGGAGGGGAGUCUGCCUCUUCUAUUUGGGGAGUUUAAAAUUUUGAGGGCCUUGAAAAGUCUAUUUUAGUGCAUUUUGACCGACCAGGCAAAAAUUCUAGCCAUAAGGAUGGCAGCUUUGUUAACUGUGUUUGUUUAUGCAUGGAAAAAAAAGUGUUGAGAAAAAAGUACAAUGGAUUUUUUAUUCUGCUAAAAACACUUGAGCAACCUGCCCUUCUCUGAUGACUAGAUGGAACUUUCCUCUAGCCUGCGAACAGGCUCCCAUAGUAGAGUCGGGUGAAAAAGAAAAUUGGUGAGCAAAGCAUGGCCUGGGAGAGUAGGAGAGGUGGGGGAGCCUGUUGAGUUUUGCUGCCCAUUUGCUAUUUUAUCCUGUAACACACAUGUCAGCAACAUGUCAAUAAGGUACCAGUUAUUAGAACUGUCAAAUUGUUAUGAUGGUUUUUAUGCUUGAAUACAUCAGUUUUGUUAACAUUCGCAUGCACAUGAGGUAUUUUUUGCAGAAUGAGGAAUAUAUUCAUUCAAUAUUAUUUUGUCGCUCACUUGUCAACAGUCAGCGAUCUGACCAAACAGAUGAUGGUACCAGAAUCUGUCAUCAUAGAUGGGCGGUAUCGGAACAAAGUCUACAGGCUCACCCACCUUUUUUUCUCCCGCAGGCCAAGCUCAGCUUGCUUCGCUCAACGAUAUUCUUUUUUGCCCCACUCCACUUGGGAGCCUGUUCUCAGGCCAGUUUAUCUCUGGUCACUAGAGUUCUGGGGACCUCGCUGUUGUUUUUUAUCAGUACAAAUCAAAAGCUAUGAAUGGCUAUGAUGCAGUACCCACCCCUGUAACCCUUAAUGGCUUACUAUUGCCCUUGCUCGACUAGGGAUUUUUAGCGUUUUCAUAGAUUUUCUUUGCUUGAUACCCUGGAUUUCAAACGUUCAGAGGACAGGGUACCAUUUAAUUUUUCUUAGGGCACAGCCUUGUAUGUGUACAUCCAGUGGCAUUUUUAGAAAUUGUGGUGUACUAAAACUAGUCAGUUGUGGGGCAAAUAAGGAUGAAGUUUUGUUAAGGGAGGUAGAAAAAGCAUGUGGUACUGUAAAAACCUGCAUUUAAGAACCCCUGUUUGUUUCACAGUUCUGACUUUCGCUUAAUGUCUUUCACAAAAUAAUCUUUCGUCCUCUUCAUCAAAAUGUGUCAUGUUUUAUAUUAAAUGUUACAUUUUGAGUUGGUUUACAUAGUUUAUUUCUUUCUUCAGGGACACGAGAAAUCUCAGUCUGUUGACCUUGGACCCAGUGUUUUCUCACAACUGAAAGAGGAGCGGCUGUUACGGUAACAACACUGUUACACUUCACAUCAUUCACUUACCACUUAUUGAACUGGGUAUCGGGGAGUGAGGGCGGGGGACCCUCAUCCCAGACUAACUUUAAAUCCGCAUACAACUGACCGAUUUCCCUUAAACCUUACAGUACCCUGUUCCAGACCAAAAUCCUCUGAUUUCUAUCUGCUUACAUGAAGCUCUUCGGACUACAUUGGCGUGUGUACUAAUUUCAUUCAAGUAUUUUCUGGCAUGAAUCCAUUGUUUUAAGGCUAAGGUCUAUCCUUUCUUUUGGUUGUUGAUGUUUUUCUCACCCAAUUAUUUUAGAGCUUCCACCUGGCCCAUUUCUACACCCCACCCCAGAAUAAACUGCUUUAAAAUCCGACCCUUCACUGUCACCUCUCUCCAUAGCUUGUAUAAAUGUCUUGAAAUAGAAUAACUGAGUUUCACAUAAACUCCGGCCAACUUGUUAAGAGUUCAAACCACUAUAGACACUGGUCUUACUGGAAAGUCAAGACGCCAAAGUGAAUACCACAGUAUAAAUUAACAGACUGAGCAAUACACUUGUCCUUUGUUGUUCCAAAGCUGGAUAGGGCUAUUUACCGGAUAAAUCACUAUCCAGUGGAUAGAAAACCAAUUGCGUUACCCUCUGGAUAGAGAUUUAUCCAGUGGAUAGCACUUAAUCCACGUUUUAAAUAACUGGGGCCUGAAGGUGACUGUGGGAGAUUUCAUUGUAAUGUUUUUCCGUUUCAGUCGUCGUGCGGAGAGUAGUCUCAGUCAGUUGGAGAAUGACAGCAAGCGACUGCGAGUAGAGCUGCAGACAAGCCGUCAAGGGGAGCAAGAGCUGAGAUCCACCAUGCAUAGCUUAAUGGCCAGUGAACGCUCUACAAAGGUGGAACUGCAGCAGCUCAAGUCUGAGUGUGAAAUUAUACAACAAAAGUGAGUUAGAUCGGCAUGGUGUUAUAAAUAUUGGUAAUACGACUCAAUGGACUCGGUAACCUUUAUUGAGGGGAGAAACAUGCAUAGAAUUAACCUAAUCUAUGCUAGACCGCGAGCGGUUGUCUUUUUGUCCUCAGAUCCACGCGCGGAGUGAAAAAGUAAAAUGAUGCAGAUUUAAAAUGCUAAAAAGAAGUAGAGAACGGGUGCGGAGAGAGCUUCCGCCCUUGUUUUUCGCGGCUUCUGUUCGCCCCUCACACCUGCUCUUGAUGUACUGAGACUCCCCAAAAAAUCCGGUUAUUGUGAAGAAUAACUCCCCUAAACCGACUGUCGACCAACUGUCGGUCAGCUGUCGGCCGACAGUUAACCAACACAUUACCGACAUAUUACCGACACCUUCCCGACAGUAACAUCCGCACGAAGAACUGUUAAAUUGAAACACCUAAGACCCGAUUCGGCGGCAUGUCUCGCACGAAAAACUGUUAAAAAUGAAACACCUAAGGCACGAUCUACAGCAUGUCUUGCCAAAUGACCUUUUUACCUCAGUCUGUGAAUAAAAUUGUCUGUCGGUCGACGGUUGAUCUUCUCUCGGUUUACGGGAGUUGUUCUUCACAAUUACCAAAGAUACUGAGACAGGUCAUAGCUCUUGUGCCCGCUGCUACCACCUAUACUACCGGAGAUUCCCCCGGAGUUCCGCCAAUCACAUCGAUUUGGCAGCGAGUGGGUUUGACCCCAGCGCUCCUUGCUACACUCUUGCUCCACUAUCCAAAGAACGGAUGAAGACAUCCACACUGAAUUAAUCUUAUUCCUGUUCUAUAUUAAUGACAUCCUUUGUACACCAAAGUUCGGUAAUUUAUAGUGUUGUGAUCUUAAAAAUCCUACAGACUGCAGACCAUGUCCACGCAGCGGCAGCAAGAUCGCAACUCAAUGGCAUCUUUGGAGCGCAAGUUAAAAACAGAGCGUGAUGCGAGGCUUUUGGCUGAAAGUCAGCUUCGCGAUGAGCGCAGACGACAGAAAGCGGAAGAUGCUGCAGCCAAACAACGCGACGAGACCACCGGGCAUGAUGCGUGUAAUGCACUUCGUUCCGAGCUGGAGGAAGAUAGCCGACAACUGCGCGCUUUACUGCAGGAGAAGGAGGAAGAGAUUAAACGUCUCGAAAGCGAGUCUGAAACACUGAGGCAGAAGACUCGUGAGUAUGACAGUAUGCAAUUAAAGAAGGAAACAGAAGUGCUAAUGUCCGCUCUUACUGCAAUGCAAGGCAAGAACACUCACUUAGAGAACAGUCUAAGCUCGGAGACGCGCUUGAAACUGGAUCUGUUCUCAGCGUUAGGUGAUACUCGACGUCAACUGGAGAUAGCGCAGGCGAAUAUCAAGAGCAAAGAUCGGGAAAUUGAAGCUUUCAAGCGUAAGAUUGCCGAGGUCAUGGCUGUUGUGCCCGCUGCUACCACCUAUACUACCGGAGAUUCCCCCGGAGUUCCGCCUCACACCCCUCGUUACGCCUCCAAUCAUCUCAUCGGCCCCAAUCACAUCGAUUUGGCAGGGAGUGGGUUGGACCCCAGCGCUCCUUGCUACAUUCCCUCAUGUAAAAGCCCUAAAGGUUUGCUGUAAGCUCAUACUCAGUUCGGGGCUUGUUUAGUUGACGGCUGCCCGGGAUUAAUUUUAGUUUGUUACGGUCUCACAUUGUGAAUAAACGGUGAAUAAAAUGUAACGUGAAAGAACCAGGUUCUACCUUCAGGGACGGACGUUUUGUGUGCCUGUCACGGCGUAAUUGCCUUGUGGCAAUUUUGCUUCGGGAUUAUAUCCCGAGAGAAAGGGAUUACUCGAAUUCUGGCAGAAUUGGCAGAUUAUGUGACGAACAGAAACGUGUUUUUGUAGUUGUACACAUUUUCGUCUUCUGUCACGAACGUCGUUCUGUACAAUGUGAGUUUGUAACAGACUAAAUUUAUUCUUAAAUUAUAGUGUUCUUAAGUUAUUGGGUUUGCGCAACAAGUUAAGCAAGCAGACACGGUAUUUUUCUGGGCUUGCAUAUCAUAGUUUACGUGUCGUUAGAAGUAACCACAGAUGUUAUCCCGGUUUCAAGACGAAAAGCUUUAAACAUUGUCAAACUUUCACGUGAUACUUUUUACUUCCAAUUUCGAACUGUUUCUUUAUUUAAUAUGCGUUAACGAAUUCUCGUAUGAAAACGUCUUCAUUUAUCUAAUUCCUUCUCUUUGCAAAAUAACACAAUUUCUCGUUGCAAGAAUUAUCUUCAUAAGGAGAGCGUUCUUUGAGACGAUCUUACAUUCUAUCAAAUAGAAAUGUAAAUUAGGGAUUUGAAUUCUGAGGUGAGAAACUGGCCAACUCAAUAAAAAUUUCAAAAGAAUAGUAAAUGCGGUCUUGUUUGAAAUAGAGUUAACCGAAGGCUCAGAAACGUAGGCUUAUUUUGAGAAAAUAGUCUUCAAUUUCGAGUGUGAAUCGACCAAAGGAGCUCGAUCUAGAGUCGUCAACAAGUACACACCACUCU
Molecule: messenger RNA, 12018 nt
Organism: Porites evermanni
Lineage: Eukaryota; Metazoa; Cnidaria; Anthozoa; Scleractinia; Poritidae
Source: the annotation of a GenBank genome assembly